GGCCCCCGGGUGCGGCUGCCAUUUUGCGGUGCAGGCCGGGCUGACCCCAUUGUGCUGUGCCCGCAGGUGGAUGCCCGCCGCCCGGCAUGGAGCAGGCCUGCGAAGUGAGCCGCCGCAGCUGCCUCGUCCCCUUCGGCACCUCGCUGUCGGCCGCGGAGCCCAAGAGCGGCCCCUUCGGCGAGGCCCGCGGCCCCGAGCCGCCCGCCAUGCAGCUGGCGGCCGCCAAGCCCGGCUACGGCCAGGACCCGUCGUCCUGCUACAUCCCGCUGCGCCGGCUGCAGGACUUGGCUUCCAUGAUCAAUGCCGAGUACCUCGGCGGUGCCGCCGACGGCACUGAGGCCCUGCCCGACCCUGGCUCACCGGGCCCCCGCCUGCCCGCGGCGCAGGAGCCUGCGGCCGAGGUGCCCCGCGGGGCCCGGGCCUUCCCCCUGCUCCUGCGGGACGGUGGAGAGGAGGCGCCGGAGGAGGAGGAGGAGGGCGCCGAGACUCCGGAGGAGGAGGAGGAGGACGACGACGACGACGACGACGACGACUACGACUACGAGGAAGAGGAGGAGGACGACGACGACGACGACGAGGAGGCGGCGACAGAGCCCGGCCCGCGGAGCCGCGGCCGCUCCGCUCCGCAGCGGGGCCCCGACAGCCGCCUGCAGCCGGCCGAGUCCGUGCCGGACGGCGGCCCCGGGGAGCAGCCUGAGUCCUCGGCGGCCCUGCAACUCAUCCAAGCCAAGAAGAAACCCACUCCAGUGAAGUAUGAAGUUGGGGAUCUUGUUUGGGCCAAGUUCAACAGACGCCCAUGGUGGCCAUGCACAAUUUGUCAUGACCCAGUGCUGGACUGUCACUCAAAAAUGAAAGUUUCCAAUCAGAGACCAUACCGAGAGUACUAUGUGGAUGCCUUAGGAGAACCUUCAGAGAAAGCCUGGGUUGCUGGGAAAGCUAUUGUCCUCUUUGAAGGGAGACAUCAGUUUGAAGAGCUGCCUGUUCUCCGGAAAAGAGGAAAGCAAAAGGAAAAAGGCUACAAACAUAAGGUUCCUCAGAGAUUAAGGGCUCAGUGGGAAGUCAGUGUUGGACAGGCAGAAGACAUUCUUCUUGGGGGGCCAGAGGAUCAGAAGUGCAGCCAGACCUCCAGCGAGCCGGACAGUGAGAAGGACGUGGAGCUGGAAUACUACACCAAUGGCCCUAGAGCAGAAAGGGACACGCAACUGAACGGCUGCUUUAAAUCCUUGGCCUUUGACUCCAGACACGUGGCCAGUGAAAAAGGAAAAUUGCUCAUCAAGCCACACAUGAAAACAACCUCUGAAAGUAGAAAAAGGACUAGAGUAAAAAAGAGUGGCACAAGAGGGGAAGCAUCGAGGGAAGAAAUCAAAGACAAAACACCAGAGAGCGUAGUUAGAAACGUGAUUGUUGGGGACCUACCAGAGAAACACGCGUCUCAUGAGCUUCGCCGGAUUGCCAACAGCCUGACAGCAUCCAGUAGCAGCAGGGAAAACCAUUUGCUUUCCUCCUUUGGAGAAAGACGUUUUGAAAAGACACCUUUAAAACCAGACUGUGAGAAUCGUAAAAGUGAUGCUCUGAAAAACACCCUCCAAGGGGAUUUGUUUUCCAGCCCAUCUUUUGAGAGAGAGAAGAGCUCUCUGGGCAUUUUGUGCAGUUCCAAGUUACAGAUACACUAUUCUGCAUCUGAUGCUGGUGUUGAGAAAAAACUAACUGAAUCAGAUUCAUCCUCUUCCCUCUCUGAUGGUGGGAACAGUGAUGUAGAUACCAUGGACCAAAGUUCAGAAAGAGCCUCUAGUGCUCUUGAAGUUAGUGAUUCUUCAGAUAAAGUGGAGAAGGACUUUCCUGUGACAUCAAGUGGAAACAUUAAACUUUCCAUGUAUCUUUCUCAGAAGAGCAGCAGAAGGGCCAGGAAGAAGUCGCACAGAGAUCGCAAACCUCUGGGAGGUUCAGUAACCAACAGACUCGAUGCUGAAUUUGCAGAUGGGGAGCUUGAAGUAGGUUUCUCUGAUGCUGAGAUGUCAUUGACACCUCUUGAGUGCUCUUCGGAUGUGAGAAAUGACAAUCUUCCCCUAGCAAACAAGCACACUACCCCCCAAAGUGUUUCCAAGGACAGCUCCUGGCCUGCUGUCACAAAUCAAGCAAUCUUGAAACCGAAAAGCGUGAAAUUACCCCGAAUCAGGAGUAUAAAGUGUAAACAUAAAGAAAAGGUUGCUGGGUUGGAGCCUUCUCUUGCAGAAGAGGAGGGUGGCGUGAAUCGCUGCUCUUCAGAUACCAAAGGUUUCUCUGGCCUUCCGAGAGAUUCUCUUCAGAGAAGUGGAAAAGUUGAUGGUCAGAAACUGUUAAACAACAUGCAUGAGAAACCCAGGGAUUCUACUGAAAUCGAAACAGCUGUGGUGAAGCACGUUCUGUCAGAGCUGAAGGAACUGUCGUACCGGUCCAUGAACGAUGAUGCCAGUGACUCUGGCACUCCAAAGGCCACAGUACCUUCACUUUUCGCUUCUGCCCCUGGUCAUGGUCGUUUGCCUAUUGAACCAGAUUACAAAUUCAGCACCUUGUUAAUGAUGUUGAAGGAUAUGCAUGACAGUAAGACAAAAGAGCAGCAACUGAUGACUGGUCAAAAUAUAGUCCCAUUUCGAAAUAGCAGCACAGGUGAUGGUUCUGGAAGCAAUUCUGCAAGUGGUCUCAAGUCUUUGUCUAUUGUAGGUCCCCCAUAUAAAAUAGAAAAAAAUGGAGAUUGUGCCCAGGAAACAGUAACUCCAAACUCCGCUAUAAGCAGCUCCUCAUUUUCACGCAACCCUCCAACCAAGUUGACAGGGAUUGGCACUGGUAAAAGGGAGCCUGCGAGUGCUGCUGUUUCUGGGACAAAUGGCACAAAUUGCAUGUCCAAACGCAACUGUUCAAAAUCUAAGCAGUCAUCAAAGCUUGGAGAUAAAACAGUUUCAAACAGAAAGGACUUAAAACCAGGAGGGCCAAGUAAGUUACUAAGUCGGUUACCCAGAGAUUCAGGAGAACAUGCAUUCCGUGGGCACGGUUCGGUUACCAGUCCUCUAGGGAAUGAGGCAGAAGAUACUGAGAGGAAAGAGUGUAUUGAUUUAACAGAGCAUUCAACUGAUGAAGACUCUGCCUGUUUAUCUGAUGACAAUUUAGGUCGUGUUGGAAGGAGACCUGAAGCUGGUAGAAAUAAUGAGAGCUGCAAUUCUGCUGCAAAUGGGGAGAGUCCAGACUUGGAUUCAGAGGCAAAUACACAUUCAGAGAGGAAGCGCCUUAGAAAGCCAAGUAAACGGCUUCUGGAAUAUGCAGAAGAAUAUGAUCACUUGUUUGCACCCAAGAAAAAAUCAAAGAAGGGCCAGGAGCAAAAGGUGAAUUCUGUGACGAGGUCUGAAUUUGAAGGAGGUGUUCCCGCACAAUGCAGUCCUGACAGAGAUACUCAGCGGGGGCCAAGUUCUUUGGUUUCAACUCCAUCUUCAACCAAAGAGUCCCCUCCUGUCCUUGAAGCAGAGUCCUUCUCAGAACUAGGAUCCCACUCCACUGAUCCCCCUAAUCAAGUUCCAGGAGGAUCUUCAGAUUUUCCAGAGGUGGUGGUUCUGUCUUCCUCGGAUGCUUCUGAAGUUUCUGCUUCUCCAGAUGCAGAAGAGGGAUUCCUGAAAUCAGGAAACUUCGAAAGCAAGCGUCAAAGGAAGCCCACUAAAAAGCUCUUGGAAUCAAAUGACUUGGAUACUGCCUUUAUGCCAAAGAAGGAGGAAUGGACUCCCCAAAAGAAGGGUACUGGCCCUUCAGAGAGUGACAGCUCUGAGCUCUACUCACCAGCCCAUUUCCAGGAACUGGGAGAAGCUUCUGAAAAGCUCUUGGAGAAACAGCGGAAGCGGAAGCGACAGCGCCAUACCUCUGCUGCAGUCCAUUCCAAGAAGGAGAAAAAUGAGGAGGGGCUGGGGGAGACCCCACACUCUGAGGGGGAGACAUCCGUUCAUGGGACUGCUGCAAGCCCCAAAGAAGGUCAUGAGGAGGGGUCAGAAAAUGACCAUGGAGUGCCUUCGUCCAAAAAGAUACAGGGGGAGCGUGGAGGAGGAGCAGCCCUCAAGGAGAAUGUGUGUCAGAUCUGUGAGAAGCCAGGGGAGUUGUUGCUGUGUGAGGCGCAGUGCUGUGGUGCUUUCCACCUGCAGUGCCUUGGGCUCUCCGAGAUGCCAAAGGGCAAAUUCAUCUGCAAUGAGUGUUCCACAGGGGUCCACACCUGCUUUGUGUGCAAGAGCUCUGGGGAGGAUGUGAAGCGGUGCUUGCUGCCCCUCUGUGGGAAGUAUUACCAUGAAGCCUGCAUACAGAAAUACCCACCCACAGUCAUGCAGAACAAGGGCUUCCGCUGCUCCCUGCACAUCUGCAUGACCUGCCAUGCUGCUAACCCAGCAAACAUCUCCGCCUCUAAAGGUCGCCUGAUGCGCUGUGUGCGGUGUCCGGUCGCGUAUCACUCCAACGACUUCUGCCUCGCCGCCGGCUCCGUGGUCCUGGCCUCCAACAGCAUCAUCUGCCCCAACCACUUCACUGCGCGCAGGGGCUGCCGCAACCACGAGCACGUCAACGUCAGCUGGUGCUUUGUCUGCUCAGAAGGGGGCAGCCUUCUAUGCUGUGAGUCGUGCCCGGCUGCGUUUCACCGUGAGUGUCUAAACAUUGAGAUGCCAGAGGGAAGCUGGUAUUGUAAUGAUUGCAAGGCAGGCAAAAAGCCACACUACAAAGAAGUAGUCUGGGUGAAAGUUGGGCGCUACAGGUGGUGGCCAGCUGAGAUUUGCCAUCCUAGGACAAUUCCUGUCAACAUCCAAAAAAUGAAACAUGACAUUGGUGAGUUCCCUGUGCUGUUCUUUGGCUCCAAGGACUACCUGUGGACCCACCAGGCUCGUGUGUUCCCUUACAUGGAAGGUGAUGUCAGCAGCAAAGACAAGAUGGGGAAGGGCGUGGAUGGCAUAUACAAAAAAGCUCUUCAGGAAGCUGCUGUGAGAUUUGAAGAGUUGAAGGCACAGAAAGAACUGAGACAGCUUCAGGAAGACAAAAAGAAUGACAAGAAACCUCCUCCCUACAAACACAUCAAGGUGAACCGGCCGGUGGGGAAGGUGCAGAUCUUCACUGCAGACCUGUCCGAGAUACCGCGCUGCAACUGCAAACCCACGGACGAGAACCCCUGCGGCCUGGACUCAGAGUGCAUCAACCGCAUGUUGCUGUACGAGUGCCACCCCAUGGUGUGUCCUGCUGGUGAGCGCUGCCAGAACCAGUGCUUCUCCAAGCGCCAGUACCCCGAGGUCCAGAUCUUCCGCACGCUGGCACGAGGCUGGGGCUUGCAGGCCAAAACAGACAUCAGGAAGGGUGAAUUUGUUAAUGAGUAUGUUGGGGAACUAAUUGACGAAGAGGAGUGCCGAGCCCGAAUCCGCUAUGCUCAGGAGCAUGACAUUACCAAUUUCUACAUGUUAACACUGGAUAAGGAUCGAAUCAUUGAUGCUGGGCCAAAGGGCAACUAUGCUCGGUUCAUGAACCAUUGCUGCCAGCCCAACUGUGAGACUCAGAAAUGGUGUGUGAAUGGUGACACUCGGGUUGGGCUCUUCGCACUUGUAAAUAUCAAAGCUGGGACUGAGCUGACUUUCAACUACAAUCUGGAGUGUUUGGGAAAUGGAAAGACCGUCUGUAAAUGUGGUGCCCCAAACUGCAGUGGCUUCCUAGGAGUAAGGCCAAAGAGCCAGCCCAGCCUCAGCGAGGAGAAGUCCAAGAAGCUCAAGAGGCGGCCGCAGAUGAAGCGCAGGUCGCAGGCGGAGGUGAUGAAGGAGCGGGAGGAUGAGUGUUUCAGCUGCGGGGACGGAGGGCAGCUGGUCUCUUGCAAGAAGUCAGGCUGCCCCAAGGUGUACCACGCUGACUGCCUCAACCUCACCAAGAGACCUGCAGGAAAGUGGGAGUGCCCGUGGCAUCAGUGUGAUGUGUGUGGUAAAGAAGCAGCUUCGUUCUGCGAGAUGUGUCCCAGGUCCUUCUGCAAGCAGCACCGGGAAGGAAUGCUCUUCAUCUCCAAGCUGGAUGGACGAUUAUGCUGUACGGAGCAUGAUCCCUGUGGGCCUCACCCUCUAGAGCCAGGAGAAAUUCGUGAGUAUGCGCCUCCCAUAGAAGGCCUGACUAAUGGCGAGGACACUCAGCCACCAGAGCAGCUGCCUGCAGAAACAGAGGCAGACACAGACCUGAGUGUUCAGCCCCUGGACAGCCUACCUCAGUCUGUGGCCCUCAGACUGCAGUCACCAGAAAAGCCCCCUGCUACCCUAGCGCUGAGGCUGCCUUCUUCAGACAAGCCCCCCACCACCCUUGCCCUGAGGUUGCAGCCAUCAAACAAGCCCCCCACAACCCUGGCCCUCAGGCUACCUUCACCAGACAAACCACCUGCCACCCUGGCUCUGAGACUGCCACAGUCAAAUAAACCCCCCGCCACCUUGUCACUGAGGCUGAAGCCAUCCAACAAACCCUCCACCACCCUCUCACUCCGGCUUCAGCCUUCGGACAAACCUCCCACCACCCUGUCGCUUCGCCUGCAGCCAUCAGACAAGCCCCAGGCUGCCCUGUCCCUAAGGCUGCAGUCAGAGAAGCAGCCUAUCAUUGUAGCACUGCGGCCUCAGCAGCCAGACAAACCUCCCAGCAACGCCGUGCUCUGGCCACUGGACGAGUCCUCCAGUGACGCCUCGCAGGCCCAGCUGCCGAGCAAAUCUCCUCCGGGAUCUCCGCAGUCCCCGUUGGAUGAGUCACUUGUUGCUGCUGGUGACCUGCAGCUCCAGCUGUCAGAUGAGACUCCUGAUGCCCCCGAGGUUUUGGAGUUGUCGGACAAGUCCCUCAUUGAUAGCAGGGCCCAGCAGCCUGAGCUGCUGGAUGAGUUCCCUGUGAAAUGCCUGCAUCCUCCACUGUCUGACAGACUCCUCGCCACAGUGGGGAUGCUGCAGUCCCAGCCGGAGGAUGAGCCUCCUGAGGCUGAUCAGCUCCAGCUGUUGGAUGACUCCUCUGCCCAGAGUCCACAGCCACCGGCUGUGGAAGAGGCUUCCAGCUCUGUGGUGCCACAGGUCCCAGCCUUGGAGAUGGCUUCCAGUCCUGAGGUGCUGUGGUCUGUUCCCAUUGAAAAAGUCCCAGAUUCCCCAGUCUCGCGGAUCUUGCCCUCAGAGAAGGCUCCUGGAUCAGCAGUACCACAAUCCCUGCCUCUAGAAAAGGCUUCCUUCUCUGGGGCAGUGCGGGUCCCCGACACAGAGAAGUCUCCCAGCUCUGGGUCACCUCAUCCCCUGCCUCCAGAGAAAGCUGCUGGUUCGGGUAUGCCUCAGAUCCUGCCCACAGAGAAGGCUCCCAGCUUAGGGUUGCCAUGGUCCCUGUCUCCGGAGAAGGCCCCUGGCUCCCGCUCACCACACGUCCUGCCCACAGAGAAGGGUCUCAGCUCAGGGGCCCUUCGGAUCCCGCUCACACAGAAGUCUCUUUCCCCCGGGGUGGUGCGACCCCUUCCUCCAGAGAAGGCUGCUGAUUCCGGGACCCUGCGGGCUCUUCCUUUGGAAAAGGCUCUCAGCUCCGGGGUGUCUCGGCCUCAACUCUUGGAGAGGCCUCUCACUCUUACAGCCCCAUGGCCUCAGGCAUCCGAUAAGCUGGCUGCUGCUGUGGCUCCUAGGCCUCAAGCCUUGGACAAGCCUCUAACUGCAUCAGCUCCGAGGCUGUUGCUGUCGGAGAAGGCACUGCGUCCUGUCGACCAGAACGCUCAGCUGAAGGAGAGAGGAGCCCCAGCCAUGGAGCUGAGUCCCCAGCAGAAAGAAAGGACCAUGUUAGCUGGGGAGCAAAUCUCUUGGUCUGCUGGGAAGGUGGUGACACAUGUUGGACAAGUACCUUGGCCUUCGGAGAAACUGCAGACGCACGAGCAAAGCCACUGGUCCACCGCGAAAGCCCUGACACCUGCGGAGCAGCCUUCCCGGACAGCAGAGAAACUACCAGAGCCAACCCUUCAGCCCAGCUGGGAAGUGGCCUCAGCCCCCUCGGAGCAGACCCCGUGGACAUCAGAGAGAUUGCGUGCAUUUGAGCAGACCCCUCGGCCAGCCAGGGAAGCACCGGUGCCCCCGGAGCAGGUGCAGUGGCUUGUCACGAACAUUCAGACAAUUGAUCAGAUUGCUUGGCUGGGUGGAAAAGCACAGACUCCUCGGGGGCAGGACCCUUUGCCUGAGCAAAACACAGCGCUAGCCUGUAACCAGGAUUCUGUCUGUCGUGAGUUGGCUGACUCAGAGCCAAAGUGAGGUUGGUGAAUAUGGGAGGCAGGUUUCAGUCGUUUAAUGUUUAGGGAGGGGGAAUCUUUGUUUUGUUUUUUUUAUUCACUUCCCUGAGCCCAGCCCCUAACCCAUGCACAUCCCAUCCAUAUUCUCUUGUGACAUGAGCAAGGACAUUCUCUUAAAUCUGAGUCUGGCCCAGCCAAAGGGAGAGAGCAUCUGUGACCUUUUCCUCUUCCUUUCACAAAUGGUGAAGCUGAAAUAAAGAGUCCACUCUGGGUAAAAAUCUCCAAUUCCAUUGAAAUGGUCACAUUACUGAUCCAGCAUGUUUUAGCUCCAGGUUUGAUUUUUAGGUGGGUUCCCAGGCACAGCCAGGGGCCUUGCUCUUGUUACUACAUUUAAAGAAAGUGGAUCAGUCAGGCUGCCCUGGCACUGGAGAUGUUUCAGGGAUCACGUGGUGAGCAGUCAGAUGUGUGUUCUUGCCAGACUUCAGAAGCAGAGAAGGGAUUUAUUGUCACCUGCCCAGGUCUCUGUCACUGCAGGGCGUUGCUUUACGAGGUUUGUCUGUGUGUUCACUGGGACAUGCUGUGUGUGGUUUGCUCAAGGACAGGGAUCGUCUCCGGUGAGAUGGGAGAGGAGCUCCUGCACUCACUCAGUGCAGUUUUCUCCAGCAAUAGGCAGUAUCCAUUCAGGCUCCUUUUUUACAGAGCUGCAACUGGCCAAGCCCAAGAAGCGGGAAAUCUGGAGGAAGUCAGGGAAAAAAGAGAUCUUGGAAGAAGUCAUCUGGCAGUUUUUUCAUUCUUGUGUCUUAAUCCUUUAGCACAGGACAUGCGGAGCGUUUUCCUGCACUUGACAACGUAGUGACCCAUAAAGCAGCAAUAGCGGAGCAGAGCAGAGUGGGUUCCUGGAGGUGCUGAGCACUGCCCUGCCAGGGGGACAGUGCUCCCUUUCAAAUUUCCAUCCAGUCUCUUCUAGACCUCUGUUGACAGCGUGAGCCAGCGGACUGAGCAGUCCUUUCUCCCUUUGCCUCAGACGUGUUGAGAACGUGUUCCCAUCACACCUGGUGUUACCAGCAGCAAGCCAAGCCUGUUCCGCUCGCUGCACAGCGCAGAGGCAAGGGUGCCGUAGCUGGAUCGGGACCCAUCUCAACACCUUCCCCUUGUGUAGCUUCUGGCUUAACUCUUCUACAACCAAAGGAGACUUGAAUUAACUGGACUGUGUUGGUGUGCAUGUGUGCGCGCGUGUGCGUCCAUCCAACUGAAUUGUAGUUCUCACACUGGAACACGGUGGGCUCCAGCAACUGGCUGGCUUUUUUUUCCUCUUCUCCCCUUUACAGUGAAGGCAAUAUUUAGUACCUGGUGGUCAUUGGGCUGGUGUCCAGACUAGGCCUGCUGAAAGCCGUUCACUCAAGCGUUGAGGCAGAAGUUGGCUUGGCUGUGGUGCUUGUGGGGCACACAGUAGAGUCCCAGGGACCUGCAGCAUCUUGUGACCAGCGGCACCCUCGCAGGCAGGAGAAGCACAGACCUCCUUCAAAGGAGGCCAGGUGGCACUGCCAGGCCUGGAUAGGGUUGGUGUCCUGCCGAGGAAACGCUGCUGACCAGCUUUUUCCCACUCUCACAACACAUUACCUCUGUAAUUACCUGAGCUCCACCGAUCUGGGGCUGCAGCCUCGGAUCUCCGUGCCGCCACCAGACCCUUGCGCAGCUCCAGUGUGUGCAUCCUUCUCCUUCAGGCAGAUCCACGGGCCCCUCCCAGGCAGGGAGAGUUCAGCCCCAUGCUGACCUCCUUCCUCCAACAUGGGAGCAGGUCCUUGUUCCCUCCUGGCUUGCAAAUGCCUGCUGCUCCCAGAGCAGACAGUCAUGAGCUUUGCAGUUUUCUAUGAAGGGAGGCAGACACCUGUACCAAGACAAGUCCCGAUCCAUUCUCCUUUCCUGAUGUGUGCACCCUGAGACAACGUCCUGCUGUAAAAGGCCGGGUGUGCUGGGCAUAGGGGGACAAUACCAGUGCUGUGGUGCAUCUCUUCUCUAGUCCAAAUCAUUUCAGAUCCUUUGUAGAAUAGCUCACGACUUGGAAAAGCUUUAUGGCUUAUGGAAACUUACUUGUUUAAUGUUGUUUUUUUCCAGGAAGACUGGCAGGUCAGUUCCUGCUUGCUGCUGAAACUAGGGAAAUGCAAGCAGCUUGCAUUUCUGCGUGACUCCUCCACAAAGGGAAUCAGGACAACUCAGAUCCGUUGAGAGAGAUUACCUUAAGGGCAUUCAUUAAGGUUUUUGAAUAAAAUUUUUUUUAAAAAAUUACGACAUUCAGUAUAUUAAGUAUUUAUCAUGUGUGAGAAGGAAAAUAAAUCUUGAAUUUACAUUUAUAAGCCUUCCCAUGAGCUGGACUUAGUCAUGUAGAUUGUGUAAGUAGGGUUUCCUCAGUGCCAGCACCCAGCUAGCUCCCGCUGUAACCAGAGAGGUCUCUGCACUGCUCUGUCCACCUCCGCUUCGCAUUGUCACGUGUUAACUAGUUACUUGUUUCAUGAAAAAAUAAACUGUGAAUAUUUUUGGUGCAGGCUUUUUUAAAUCUGUAAAAUGGAGAAGUUCUCAGUGAAUUCUCACAAGAGCAGGUUUGAAAAAAAAAAUGAAUUCUAUAAAUCGCGGGCUCGCGUAGCAAGGUGAGGCUCAUGGCAGCCGCCUUUCAUGCCAGCAGGUGCUUACCCAAAAGCUUGUUUGGAACAGUGAAUGUGGAUUAAACAGUUGCAUGGCAUUUCCCACAGCCUACUUUGUUGCAGCUAUUGUCUCUGUUCUUGUCUCCCUUUUCCACAAGGAUCCAGGUUUCUGGCUUGCUGCCUUGCAGCUGCUGUUGGAAAGUUGAGUUCAGCAUAGCUAGGAGGCUGCUUGGCAAAACUGGUGUUGAGGAACAUCAUUGAAGGAACAAGCCAGGAAGUUGCUCUUCCCUCUUUGUCCUUGCUGGAGCCCUGGGUGGUGGUCUAUCAGAUCGGGGGGGCUUUUCAGAGGGAGUAGUAGUGUUUUUGGGAGUGUCAGGGCUGUUGUGUGUCACAUAGCCAAGGCCUGACCAGCUUUAGAGAAAGGUCCUAGCAGCCCUGCCCUUGUCCAGCCUGCCCUCAUCAGGGAGCUUGAGCUGGGGAACCGCUUCAGGCAGCAAAACCCUUCCUUGUGAAGGAAACACGGGCAUCUUCUGUACUCACGGUGACUCACUGUGGUGGCAGCUGGCAGCACUGCCUUGGAGGAGGAGAGGGACAUGUCUGUGUUGAAGCAGUUGGGUUUGUUUGCUGCUGUUUGUUGUUGCCUUCAGAAUUCAGCCAGUUUGAAUCACGAGGGAUUUUAAAAGUAGAUGGUAGAGGCAAAGUAACCCAUACCCUGGCAGACUCUGAGAGAGAGCCGCUGCUGCAGCCUCCUGCUGGGGUCACACCUGUGCAGCAGCUUCAUGCCAAGGCUGUGAUGCUCUCUUGCUGUGUUGGAGGGAUACAAUCCACCUGGUCAUUUAGUCCUGGGUCAGCCCUAAUUGCACCUAAGGUGGGUGAGAGGUGACUUCUGUGUUGAUUCACUGGUGUGGAGCACUGUAGAAGCAGAAUCAAGGGUGUAAUUAUCUCUGUCCCUUCCCUGGUGUCCCACGAUGGCUCACAGGAAUUUUCCAGACUCAUUCCCUCUUCCCAUUUCUGAAGGAGAUGCAGGCUCUGCUCAUAUAUGAACACUUUGCUGGUCAACAUCCUGCUGCCAGGAAAACUGCUGCCCCUGCUCAAAGCAGUGGGCUGGGGUCAGUGGUCGUGACCUCCACCCCACCUCCGGACCCACUUUAGUGUUGGAUUUCCACUGUGGGCAGGAGAGUCCCAGCUGUCCUUUGGUGACAGAGGAGCUCUGAUGAGGGAUAACAGCGUGGUCAGGGCCUUGUGCCCCCCUCGGGAUGAGGGUUGCAGAGGAGGAGCCACCACAGGACCUGUGGGAUGUGUGGGCAGGAGGGGAGCAGGCACGGGCCACUGUCCUGGGCCACUUGUCCCAUCUUCCCCGGUGCCCACUGUCAGCCAGGGCUCUGGUGAAUCUAGCAGGAGAAUUGUCACUGUAAGGAAUAAUCACCUCACCUACUGCACGUCUCCAGAUGCAAAUUAGCUCAUGAUAGCUUGCUUUAUUGCUAUUCUCCAGUUAAACUUUUCCUAUUUAACAAAAAAAAAAGCUCACCCGGAACCAGAGUCACUUCAAUACACAAAGCAUCUGGGUGGUACCAUGGGAGCACGAGUUAAUUCAGGGUUAAACCCCUGCAGGCAGAGGCUCUGAAGGUGUGGCUGGUGUUAAAAUUCGGGAGAUAAGAGAGAUUGUUGAAUGUAAAGGACAUUAAAGAACUAAGGUGAGACGGUGCAUUUGCUAUAAAAGCUUCAGCUAAGUUUCACAGAAAAAAAAAAGAAAAAGCAGCCCUGACCUUGAUGCUCUUGGCUGUGUUAGCCCUGAGCGUGCUGUGGGUGUGCCCAGCUCCUGUCGGGAUACCACAGCCAGUGUUGUGACGGCAGGGGGAGUUUGAGAAACCUCAGACCUUCAACACCUUCUGUUUAUUUUUAAUUUCAGCCUUAACUUCUGAUUUUGCUUGAUGUUUGGAAUAACCAUAAUUGUAACCUGCUUGUAAAGUGCUUUGCCCUAAAUUACUGAUGAGGCUUUCGGCCUUUGCUAGCCAGUGAGUGUUAAAGCAAAGUGGCAAAUUGUGCAGCUACUCUGAAAGUAUGGGGGGAUGCUGUGUUUGAUCUCCCAGGCUUUGCCCGCGCUAAUUACCCACCCUCCUGUGAUAGUGAUAACGCUGGUAGCAGCAUUUGCAGCCGAGGCUGCUCCUCUUGCAGCAGCACAGCUGGGCUGAUGGGUGCUUGGGGCUCCCAGGGCCUGGGACACGGGACACUGGAGCUUGGGGACUGCUCUGCCACACACCUGGCUUCAGCAGGAGUCUCAGCUGUGGGAUGGCAGUGCCCUUGCUUAGCGGGAGAUGGGGGAAUACAAGAUUCCUGCUCCGGGUCCUACAGAAGUGAUGUAAGCAAAGUUUGGUGCCGGGGGUGGGGACAGGACAGAUUGUGUGAGCUUGGGCUGGAGGAGCAGCAGUGAUGGACAGUCCCUACAGCACUGAAUCUACCUCCUAGGGAAAUCUGAGAAAUGGGUGUCACUAUGGCCUAUUUCAAGGUAAAGUUUUAAUCAAGUUUGCCCUUGGCAAAGCCCUUGGGCUAUUGUGGUGCUAUUGUAAACCGUUGGCAGCUUAGCACAGUAGGGCUGGACUCACGGCUCCUGGCCCACGGGCUGGGGCUUCUUGGCCAGCUGAUCCCAUCCCCCUGGAGCUGGGGCCGGGCUUCAGCACGUGUGACUGAAACAGGACAAGGAGUGACUCGGUUCCUUCAGUUUAUGGUGGUUUUGAGACUCAAACCAGUGUGUCACUGAGCCCCAUGGGGAGCCCAUGGAGCCACGUGAAGCAAGCAGGCAUCUGCUACUGCAUGUUCUUUGUGUCUGUUUGGUACUGAGCUGGUUUCAGUUUUUGUUUCUUUUUCUGAUGUUUCCGAGUUGUUGACUUCAAAGAACUGGGUUUUGUGUAUUUUUUUACACACUGGGAACUUGUUAAAAGGAAAAGCAGCAAGCACUGGGAGGCUCAAGGUGGAGCGUGGCUGGAGCUGAGGGUGGCCCCGGCUGGCGUGGGUGGGAGGUGAGAUGUGUUGGCAGCAUCGGGAGCAGCAGGGAGUGGCUCUCCCUUGGUGCAGAGCACUGCCCCACCAGCCUGCUCGUCCCCAAGACACCGUGUUGGGCACCGUGCCUCGCUUUUAAUGUCCCCUGCCACCCUCCAGCACUGUGUGCUCCUAGCUGGGGUCCUGGCUGCCAGCGAGCCGAGGGCCCUGGGGAGGGUGGCUGCCCACUGCCCCUUUCUCACUGCCCGGGGACAUGGGGAGCCACUCGUGGCAGCAGGGUAAGUUGUUCUGGAGUCGUGAGUGAGAAGUUUGCUUGUGGGAGGAACAGAAACUUGGUGUGAGCAGCCCCACGCUGCCUUCCUUCCCCUCUGAGGUCUGCUGCCCGCAGUGGCAGCGAAUGGGGGUCCCUCACAGGCUCCCAUUCUGCAGGCUCAGGCAGAGGGAAAACACACCAGGAAUCAAAGAUCCCAGCCAAGGCAGGGGCCGGAGCUGGAGCACUGCAGGGGGGACAAGGGGGUGCUCAGCCCUGGCCAGGAGUCGUCUGUCAGUUUUAAGGAGGAAUGCCAGAGCAGGUGAGAGAAAACUACAUAUUUCCAGCAUGUAUAUUAUUUUUAGAAGAGGGAGAGGGGAGAGUCUUGGACCAUUGAUUACUUUCAUUUUGCUCCCCUUAGACUGUUGGCUGUGUAUGUGAAACUUAUAAUGAAAAGAGGGUUGCCCUGCCCAGGUGCUCCCAGAACAUGUACUGUAAUUCUUUGUAUAUAGAAGAAAAAUUACUGUAAAGUAAAGUUUAACUUUACUCUCGA
This is a messenger RNA of Parus major (Great Tit), 14678 nucleotides long. It is a transcript of the gene NSD1, whose product is annotated as nuclear receptor binding SET domain protein 1. Gene Ontology annotation, biological process: regulation of DNA-templated transcription. Gene Ontology annotation, molecular function: protein binding; histone H3K36 methyltransferase activity. Gene Ontology annotation, cellular component: nucleus; chromatin. Lineage: Eukaryota; Metazoa; Chordata; Aves; Passeriformes; Paridae. The record is from RefSeq and is a predicted model, not a curated record. The transcript has 22 exons. Bases 87 to 8261 code for a protein of 2724 amino acids.